Molecule: messenger RNA, 1119 nt
Organism: Trifolium pratense (red clover)
Lineage: Eukaryota; Viridiplantae; Streptophyta; Magnoliopsida; Fabales; Fabaceae
Product: mitogen-activated protein kinase homolog NTF3-like
Exons: 2
Coding region: 1-1119 (372 amino acids)
Biological process (GO): protein phosphorylation; intracellular signal transduction
Cellular component (GO): cytoplasm; nucleus
Molecular function (GO): MAP kinase activity; ATP binding
Source: RefSeq, a predicted model, not a curated record
AUGGCGACUCCGGUUGAGCCACCAAAUGGGAUUAGAGCAGAAGGGAAGCACUAUUUUUCCAUUUGGCAAACCCUUUUUGAGAUUGAUACAAAAUAUGUGCCGAUUAAGCCAAUUGGUCGAGGAACGUAUGGGGUUGUUUGUUCUUCUGUCAAUAAAGAAACCAACGAGAAAGUUGCCAUCAAGAAGAUACAGAACGCGUUUCAGAAUCGCGUUGAUGCAAUUAGAACUUUGCGUGAACUAAAACUUCUUCGACAUCUUCACCAUGGGAAUGUUAUUGUUUUAAAAGACAUCAUGAUGCCCAUUCAUAAGAAUAGUUUUAAAGAUGUUUAUCUUGUUUAUGAACUCAUGGACACUGAUUUACAUCAGAUUAUUAAGUCUUCUCAAUCAUUGUCUAAUGAUCACAUCCAAUAUUUCCUCUUUCAGUUGCUUCGGGGCUUGAAAUAUCUUCACUCAGCUAACAUUCUUCAUCGUGACUUGAAACCUGGGAAUCUUCUAAUUAAUGCAAAUUGUGACCUAAAAAUAUGUGAUUUUGGGUUAGCACGCACCAAUUGUAGCAAGAACCAAUUCAUGACAGAGUAUGUUGUCACUAGGUGGUAUAGGGCACCAGAACUCCUACUUUGUUGUGAUAACUAUGGGACAUCUAUUGAUAUAUGGUCAAUGGGAUGCAUCCUUGCCGAACUUCUUGGACGAAAACCCAUUUUCCCCGGUUUAGAGAGCCUUAACCAACUAAAACUUAUUAUCAAUAUCCUUGGUAGUCAAAGGGAUGAGGAUAUUGAAUUUAUUGAUAAUCCCAGGGCAAAAGGGUACAUUAAAUCACUUUCAUAUUCUCCCGGAACCUCCUUUUCUAAACUUUACCCCAAUGCACAUCCAUUGGCAAUUGAUCUAUUAGCAAAAAUGCUUGUUUUUGAUCCCACAAAGAGGAUUGGUGUCGCAGAAGCGCUUCAACACCCAUUCAUGGCUUCUCUCUAUGAUCCUAAUUGUGACCCUCCUGCCAUCGUUCCAAUUGAUCUUGACAUCAAUGAUGAUCUAGGGGAAGAGGUAAUAAGGGAGUUGAUGUGGAAGGAAAUGGUUCAUUACCAUCCUGAAUCUGUUAUUGCAAAUGGAGAGUUAUGCUCUUAA